AUGGAGAAAGCAAAUGCUCCAAAAUUGAAGUACAUGUACAUGUUAUUGAUCACGUUUGCGUUAGGCAUCAUAUUUGUAUCCCCGGGUAGUAGUACAGGAGUGAGCUCUUCGCCAGAUGAGUGUGGAUCAACUCUUCGUGCUGGAAUGGGAUUGAUAUCGUCUCCGGUCAAGCCGGGGUUUCCCAUCCAGUACCCUGCCGGCCUCCAAUGUGAGUGGACUCUUACUGCUCCAGCGAGUCGCCGUGUGAAAUUGCAGUUUUCGGAGUUCGACUUGCAAUCUACCAGUACCAGCUUGUGCAAAGAUGAUUUUGUGGAGAUUAUUCAAGAUGGUGACAAUGCCGAGACGUCUGUAUCCACAGUCUAUUGCGGACAGCAACUACCGCCAAUAACCGUCUCAGCGACUAACGUAUUGCGCCUGCGUUUCUUUACUGAUGACGUCAUCGGGGGCUCAGGAUUCAGCGCUUUCUACGAUACUGUUCCCAUGGACAACCCUGAUGCACCAAUCCUUGUUUGGCUCGAGCAGAACCUCCUAGAUUGGACAGCCAAACUGCAAAGCCUAACAGCAGAUCCGGCGGACUAUUUCUCGUCUGGAAACAUAGUGACCAACACCCUUCUGAAAUAUAGUCCGGCCAACUGGACCGCACUGGCAGCCGACUACCACGACCGUGUUUUCUUCUGGGCUGACCCACGCCUGAAGGUGAUUUGGCGCGGUCAGUUGAAGGGGGAGCAACUCAUUGCAGCGCCCCUGUAUCGCGGCACCUCCUCGAUGGUGCAGGGUAUCGCCGUAGAUUGGUUAGCUCGUACUGUCUACUGGACUGAUGCUUCAUACAACCACAUCAUGAUGAGUGAUUAUGAAGGGUCCAAACAUACAGUCGUAAUUGGGGAAGGAUUGGAGGUUCCCACUGGUGUCGCCGUGCAUCCACGACUUGGGUGGCUGUUCUGGACCGAUACGGGUACCGACCCAAGGAUUGAACGCAGCCGUCUGGAUGGACGAGAGCGUCGCGUAAUAGUCCGGGGCUCUGAAGCCGGGUAUGCGGUAGGACUCACCAUUGACCACUCACGUGAUAGGUUAUACUGGACAUCUCGGAGUCUGGACGGUAUGAGGAGCUCUAUCUAUUGGGCAACUACUGAUGGACAGUCUGUAACGGUGUAUACAGCAGUCGACUACAACCUCUACAGGUUUAACGAUUUAACCCUGUACAAGGAUUACCUCUACGUUACCGACUCAACAAAUCAGCUACAUUGCUACUUGAAGGAUGAGGUCAGGGGUCACUACUUCACCUUUAACCUCACACCACGUUUACCAUUUGGCAUUACUACGUACGCUGGAAACAACCAGAAUUGGCGAUCAUCUGGUUGUGAUGCAAAUCCAUGUGAGUUUCUCUGUGUCAGUGAUGGAGGGGAUGCAUACAGUUGUUUGUGUCAACAUGGAUUCACUGCAAUGCAGGACGGAACAUGUGUCACAGACUCUGACAUUCAGGUUCCACCACCCAAGGUAUUUGUGCUAGGCCGAACCAGUAUCUGCAUGUAUCCAGACAACAUCCAAGACCUACCAUCGCAUCCUGGUCAGUGCAUCCUGACAGAUUUACCCGAAGCAGUCGCAAUGGCUACCGACCAAGGGGAAGGGAUAUUGUUUUACAGCACACUCCAAGACAACAUUAUAUACAGCAUAAAACUACGCAGCAAUGAGAGAUCUGUGGAAGUUAUUGGUGGAACGACUGAAGUCAAUGGUAUUGCCGUAGACUGGCUUGACAAACUGCUCUAUUGGACUGAUUCUCGCUUGAACCAUAUUGCUGUGUCGAAGUACGACGGCACGCACCGAACAAUCCUUCUGAGUGACGAUGUCAGACAGCCCGGACACAUCGUUGUGGAUCCUCAUGCAAGAUUUAUAUUCUGGACCUACCUUGGAUCCUCAGUGGAGAUUGAACGAGCAGCCCUCGAUGGUAGUAACCGCGUGGUGAUUGUAAGGGGUGUUCUGGAGGCCGACGCUCUGACAAUAGACUUCGACAGUCAAGUACUUUACUUUGCUGAAAAAGGAACUGGUAUACGCGCUGUUGACUACAUGGGAUCCACAGACAGACUUGUGUUCAAGAAACACGGAUCUAUGAUAACUGGAAUGGAUCUGUACAAGGAUUAUCUUAUGUGGACAGAGCGGGCUCCAUCAAAUGAACUGAUUGCCAUAAACAGAUUUAACGGCGAGCAUGUGGGUCAGCAUUCAUUGGAUGGUCUGUUGGAGUCAGCCUAUGGUGUCAGCAUGUACGCCAACAGCAGGCAGAAAGAUGGACAAAAUCCUUGCUCAGACGGCAUGCAUGAUUGUGAGCAACUUUGUCUUCCUGCCCCAUUGCCAUCUAAUAACUACAUCUGCACAUGUGGAAUCGGUUAUAGACUAAAUGAAGACGAGACUUCCUGUACCUCAGAUAUUUUGAAUGACAACUUCAUUCUGGUGGCCGAUACGUAUCUCCAUGGCAUCUUUCAAGUUGACCUCUCCUCCCCUGACCUCACUCUUCAAGCUAUCCCAUUGGUCAACAUAUCCAACCCACUGUCAGUCGGCUACGAUCCGAUACAGGGAUUGGUUUAUUGGAGUGAUGUUACUGAGGGUUCAAUUAGUAGGGCAACUCUGCACGGUGGUAAUCAAGAGGUUAUUGUGUUGGCCAAGGAAAAUCAAGCCCCUUAUUCCAUAGUCGUAGACUCCAACUCAAGAGUAGUGUACUGGACAGACACUAUAAGUAAUACCAUCAGAGUGUGCCGCCUCGAUGGCAAAUACCACGUCACACUGGUAAAUACAUCUAGAAGUCCGCGAGCUCUGGCUCUACUACCGAAUGAAGAACUCCUUUUGUGGACAAGAUGGGGUGAGAAUGGCGUAGGUAUUGACAAAGCAUUCCUGGACGGUUCGGGGAAAGAAACAUUGAUAUCGGCCGAACAAGGUUUUUACCAUGGACUAGCAAUAGAUGAAGCAGAAAGACGAUUGUAUUGGACGAAUGGGCAAGCUCACAGUAUUGAAUCGUGUGAUUUGUCCGGCAAUUACCACCGUGUGAUAUCUCUCGGAAUAGACUCCCGACCCUUUGGCAUUCUCCUGAAAGGUCCUCAUAUUUACUGGACGGACCAUCAGAGCUUCAAUAAGCUGAUGCAAGUCGAUAAGGCAACGGGAUCGAACGUGGUAGCGGUCAGUGGCCUGGACCUUGCCCGACCAAAUGGUGUUUACAGCAGAAGCACAUCAGCGAGUCCAGUAAGUAAUGCCUGUACAAUCAACAAUGGGGGAUGCAGCGGUCUGUGUCUUCCGAAGCCCUUUGGUCAAUCGUGUUUCUGUCCUGAUGGUCUACCGGCAAACGAAGAUGGAAGCUGUAACACCAUGAACACUGCUGACUCAAAACUAGAAACACUUGAAAUGACGGAUCGACCACAUGACGUCACACUCCAAGUGGGCAUGGAGAUCUUUCAGAUGUGUGGCAGCAAUCAACUGUCGGCCAACAUUCAGUGGUGGAAGGACGGGGAGGAAUUACCACUAGGUCAAUCGGGAAGCAUGUAUGUUUUUCCCGAUGGCGGGUUGCAAAUCCUAGACGUUGAUGAAACACACAGAGGGCUUUAUACUUGCAUUGUGACUGCAGUCGACGGCAAGGCUGUGCAAGCACAUGCAGAGUUCCAAUUUGAUCCAGAUGACGUAUUCCUAGUUGAACCCAAAGCAGACAUUGUGAUUCCAGAGGGGGGUGAUGGUAUUCUCAUGUGCUCUGCAAUAGAGGCCUCUUAUGUUAUCCACUGGGAAAAGAAUGGCGAGCGAGUUCAAUUCUCAGAUAUGAUCCACAUGUAUUUGGGGGAUAAUCUGAUAAUUCGUCAGGCGAUUAUCUCAGACUCUGGGGUGUAUACCUGUUAUGCAGAAACGUUCGGUAGUGGGGUGCGUGUUGCAGAGGUACCUGCCAAGGUCACUGUAGAACCACAGCAAGUUGUAGAAGAAGUGUGUGGCAGAGUAACAUCACCCGAGGCAACCGGGAUAGCAUCAGAAUCCAGUAACGCAUCCCAGAGCGAUAUCAAUGAUGAUGACCAGACCUUCCGCAUCGUUGGAGGUACUACUGCCAAGAUGGGAUCGUCCCCUUGGAUUGCACGUAUCUGGCUGACUAAAGACCGCAAACACUUCUGUGGUGGGACGCUAAUCAACCGCUUCUGGGUCAUCACAGGGGCUCACUGUAUUACUGAAUACUCGGUGACCAAGGCCGACAUCAAGAUCAGGCUGGGUGACCACGAUAUCUACUCGACGGAGGAAAACGAGCGACUGAUUGGCGUGCAACACAUCAAAGUGCACCAGAACUUUGUCGCGGAUGAUUAUGACAGCGAUAUAGCCUUGAUCAAGCUUGACGAACCGGUGGAGGAAUUCACUGAUUACCUCCGUCCAGUGUGCCUUCCCAGCAAAGCCUUGGCAAGGGCCCUCCUGGUUUCUGGGCGCAAGGGUACCGUCGCGGGUUGGGGUAGGCUGGUUGAGGGUGACAGUUCGCCCUAUCCGCGUUUCCUUAAGGAGAUAACGGUACCCGUUGUUGGACAGCGAAAAUGCAAAGCCUCCACCAGAUAUCUUGUCACUGACAACAUGUUCUGUGCUGGUUACAAGAAGAAAACAGCUGAUGCGUGUAGAGGCGAUAGUGGGGGACCAUUUUCCAUAGAGCAUGAGGGUAGAUGGUAUCAGCUUGGCAUUGUUAGCUGGGGAGAGGGUUGUGCCAGGCAAGGCAAUUAUGGGUUUUAUACCAGACUCAUUAAGUUUCUCAAGUGGAUGAAUCAGUAUAUAGAAGAACAUUAAUCAUGGAAACAAAUCAACAAGAUUCGUUUUAGUUCUCAUUUUGAGACAAAAAUCAGGACUUGUUGAAAUUGAUCAGGAGGAAACAAAAUUGUGUUUCAAUCUGAAAUUAUUAAGCUCAUGUCAUCACUAGUCCACAAGAGAAAUAUUUUUGUAUUAAACACUGUCUAGGUUGAAAAGAUAGCAUCAAAAUCCUUUUUAAAAUUACCAUAGCUUAUUUCUCAAAUGUUGCAAUCGAAGUAUGCUCAAUAUGAGCUGAUACAAAAAUCCCUCGCAAAACAGAAGCAGUUUUUGUUGUUUUGAUAACCUCCACCAAUUUUGGUUGAUAUUUCACAGGUUUAACAAAAUUUAUUAUUCAUCAUAGUCAUUAAGUCGAGCGCCAUGUGGAAGGUUGAGCCUGCCCAGUGAUUUUUGUCCAAAUAUUCUGAUUUAGCAUGCAGGAGCGUAAUUCCUCAGCGCUGGCAAAACGGGUGUCUCGUUUCAGGGUGUCUACUAAGCUAUUGGAUAUAAUUGAUACCUCACGACUAUGUGCAUUUACCCAUAGAAUAUUUUAGUGGCAGCAAUUUCUUAAAAAUGACCCCCGCCCCCCCCCCCCCC
Messenger RNA from Asterias rubens (European starfish), 5373 nucleotides. RefSeq names its product low-density lipoprotein receptor-related protein 4-like. The transcript has 23 exons. Lineage: Eukaryota; Metazoa; Echinodermata; Asteroidea; Forcipulatida; Asteriidae. Bases 1 to 4779 code for a protein of 1592 amino acids. The record is from RefSeq and is a predicted model, not a curated record. Gene Ontology annotation, biological process: blood coagulation; proteolysis. Gene Ontology annotation, molecular function: calcium ion binding; serine-type endopeptidase activity.